This is a messenger RNA of Nematolebias whitei (Rio pearlfish), 4838 nucleotides long. It is a transcript of the gene alk, whose product is annotated as ALK receptor tyrosine kinase. The record is from RefSeq and is a predicted model, not a curated record. Bases 1 to 4527 code for a protein of 1508 amino acids. The transcript is spliced from 29 exons. Lineage: Eukaryota; Metazoa; Chordata; Actinopteri; Cyprinodontiformes; Rivulidae. Gene Ontology annotation, biological process: regulation of cell population proliferation; multicellular organism development; cell surface receptor protein tyrosine kinase signaling pathway. Gene Ontology annotation, cellular component: signaling receptor complex; membrane. Gene Ontology annotation, molecular function: protein binding; ATP binding; transmembrane receptor protein tyrosine kinase activity.
AUGGGUGAAUCUUUGGACAGCAGGAGUGCUGCUGGGUCUCCCCGGGGGCACUGGAGCUUCUCCUGGGUGGCUGAAGACGACCUGACGGUGAUUUUUCCAAACAGCACUGUAUCCAAGUCAGAUAACCAGUGUCCUGGAAACAGAAGAACAUGCAACCAGCAGUUUAAGGAUGCCCCAGAGUUCUCCUGGAGGAUAGUGGCAACAGGCGGCCUGCAGGAAGAUGGCAAAACCGAGAAGAAUGCUGGAAGUCCACAGGGUUGGGAGGAAGGUAAGAAUGAAGGUCAGUUCUUCUGGGUCAACAGUUCAGUCUUUGGAGGACCCUGGGUCUUAAGUCCAUGGCUGUGGGGGAGUCGAGGUCUGUGUAGCUUGGAUAUGGCUGUGUUUCUUCACCCUAAACAAAGUGGACAAUACACCAUUUGGCUCAUAGAGCGAGACAAGCCACCUUUCAAACUCUUCUCGACUGUCACGCUGCCACAAAUGACCGGCUGGGCAGUGGUCCAACUCACCCUGGGGACGCCCGGAGGAGCACCGUUUCGGGUGUCGGCCAGCUACGAUCAGCGGGUCCCACAGGAUGAUACCGCCACCAUCGAGCCCCAUUUCACCACCAACUGCACCGUGGCAUCCUCACUUGGUCCAAACAUCACAUUGGAGGGCCAGUACCACUGCCACCAGGGCCCAGGGAUCCCCCUGGACAAAUUGUGUGACUUCCGAACAGACUGUCCACUUGGGGACGACGAGGGCGACCGUUGCCGUCGCUUCCUGAACGGCAGCUACUGCUCUUUUGAAGAAGGCGAUUGCGGCUGGCAGUCAAUUGCAGGCAGGAGUCUCUCCUGGAGAAGAGUUCAGUCUCCAGCCAAAUCAAGCAGACAGAGCUGCUCCCCGUCAGGUGCAACAUUUACUAUAGAGAGGGGCCAGUCUAAAGGUCAGCAUGUCUCUGCGUUGUUGAAGAGUCCUCUCUUCCCCCCUCCGUUGAGGAACUCCCCCUGCACGGUUCGGUUCCGGCUGUGUUCUGGAGGGUCACAGAGGGACUCUCUGUCUUUGUGGAUAGUGGAAAACAGCACAGGGCCCGACGAGCAGAGCAGACUGUGGCGUUUAGCCGGCGAGCCCAAAUCUGACAAAGGCUGGAGACUCAUCACUCUUCCUCUUUACGGACUGUCAGACUGGUUCUGGCUCCAGUUCAGUGCAGAAGAUGGAUCUGGACCUGGUUCAACCAUUUUUGUUGACAACAUCUCUUUCAGCAUGGACUGCUUCUUGGCAUCUAAUGGCGAGUUUCCACCUGUGGCCACCAGCACAAGCAGAGUUCCAUCAAGACCUACAACCAAGACUCCACUUCCCUCCAUCCGAAGCCCUCCAGUGACCUUCCCCCCCACAGGCUACUCCAAAAAAUGGAUUUUUCACACCUGUGGGGCUGUGGGUCCCGAGGGCCCGACUCCCACUCAAUGCCUCAACUCCUACAGAAGUAGCAACGUCAACGUGACAGUCGGCACCCGGGGGCCCUUCAAAGGCGUUCAGAUGUGGCGGGUCCCAGAAACCGGCACCUACAGGAUCACGGCCUACGGUGCGGCCGGCGGGCGAAGCGUGACGGCCAUGAGCAGGUCGCACGGCGUCUACAUCACGGGGGACUUCCUGCUCAGGAGGGGGGAUCUGCUUCACAUCCUGGUGGGACAACAAGGAGAAGAUGCCUGCCCCAACUCCAACGCCGUCCUGAAUAAAAUCUGCCUGGAGCAGAGCGGCCCGACGGUGAACACAAGUCAAGUGAAGGGAGGCGGAGGAGGAGGUGGAGGAGCGACGUAUGUGUUCAAGGUGGACAGGGGCGUGUACAUCCCUCUCAUCAUCGCUGCCGGCGGCGGUGGUCUGGGCUACAGCAGCCAAUCAGAGACCCAGCUGGAGCAGAUGGACUACGACCUCAGCCAACCAGGACGCAACGGGAAGUCUCACGCCGCAGGUGGAGGUGGAGGUUGGAACGACAGCGCUCCUGUCAGCCAGGGUGGCAGACCCCUGGUGCUGGGGGGCCAGGGGGGGCAGGCCUGUCAGAAGUUCUGGCAGACCCGCGGUGGCUUCGGGGGCGGCGGGGGCGGAUGCAUGUCGGGCGGCGGCGGCGGAGGCUACAGAGGCGGUAACACCUCCCUGUAUGACAACCCAAAAACUGAUGGUGAUGAUGGGACGUCCUUCCUCGGCCCAGACGGCGAGCCCUUCCUUUACCCUCUGAAAGCCAUGGAGGGAGACGGUGAGGUGAUCGUCAGCCCAGUUCAGAACUGCAGCCACUGCGAAAGCGGCGAGUGCCACGAGGGCAAAGACGGCAUUGUCUGUUACUGCGACGAAGACCUCGUCCUGGCCUCGGAUGGAGUGUCCUGCAUCAACGCCUCAGACGUGUCCCUGCUGCCUCCACAGCCGUCUCUGUCCCAUCUGGCUCUGGGUCUGUCUGUGGGGACUUCGGCCCUCAUCGCUGCCCUGCUGCUGGCCGUGUCCGGAGUCAUGAUCAUGUAUCGACGUAAACACACCGAGCUGCAGUCCAUUCAGCUGGAGCUGCAGAGUCCAGACUGUAAGCUCAGCAAGCUGCGAGCCUCCACCAUCAUGACCGACUACAACCCAAACUAUUGCUUCGCGGGCAAAACGGCGUCGGUCAGCGACCUGAAGGAGGUACCGCGACGCAACAUUUCCCUCACCAGAGGUCUGGGUCACGGUGCAUUCGGAGAGGUUUAUGAAGGUCUGGCUGUGGGGAUACCAGGAGAACCGAGUCCAUUGCAGGUGGCUGUAAAGACUCUACCUGAAGUUUGCUCUGAGCAAGAUGAGCUGGACUUCCUCAUGGAGGCUCUAAUUAUCAGUAAGUUCAACCACCAGAACAUUGUGCGUUGCAUCGGAGUCAGCCUGCAGGCCAUGCCCAGGUUCAUCCUGCUGGAGCUGAUGGCUGGAGGAGACCUCAAGACCUUCUUGAGGGAGACUCGACCCCGGCUGGACCAGCCGUCCAGCCUGACCAUGGUGGACCUCCUCAACGUAGCCAGAGACAUCGCUAAGGGCUGCCAGUAUUUAGAGGAGAACCAGUUCAUACACAGGGACAUUGCAGCUCGAAACUGCCUACUGACCUGCAAGGGAUCGGGCCGGGUGGCCAAGAUCGGAGACUUCGGGAUGGCUCGAGACAUUUACAGGGCUAGCUAUUACAGGAAGGGGGGGCGUGCCAUGCUGCCAGUGAAAUGGAUGCCACCUGAAGCCUUCAUGGAGGGGAUCUUCACAUCGAAAACAGACACGUGGUCGUUUGGGGUGCUGUUGUGGGAGAUUUUUUCCCUGGGCUACAUGCCGUAUCCGAGUCGCAGUAACCAGGAAGUGUUGGAGUUUGUAACCAACGGAGGAAGGAUGGACCCACCUAAAAACUGUCCUGGGCCAGUGUAUCGUAUAAUGACUCAGAGUUGGCAGCACCAGCCUGAAGACAGACCCAACUUUUCCACGAUUCUUGAGAGAAUCGAUUACUGCUUACAGGACCCAGAUGUGGUGACCACGCCCCUGCCUGUGGAGUACGGGCCUGUUCCCGAGGAGGAGGAGCAUGUACCCAGUCGCCCUGACGACCCCUCAGCUCCAGCGGUGAUCGUGAAAGCCCAGACGUCUGAUGGGGAGGCUCCACAGCUGGCGCCAUCCUAUCCUGCAGGGGACAGAAGAGGGGGGGAGCACACGGUCGUGACGAGCACAGCAGCCGAGGCCAAAGCACAGACGUCCGUCCAGCCUCAGCCAUGCAUUCACCAGCCUCACACACAGACCUCCAUCGCCAUGACAACCACUAUCCCAGUCACCUCCGCUGUCUCCGCGACACUCGCUGCCAAGGCAUCACAUGUCGCAACCCAACCAAGCUCCGAGGGGGGCCACAUUAACCUUGCUUUUGCCCAGGGGCACCCCCAGGAGAAGGAGGGCCACAACGGCAAAAACACCAGUCUCUGGAAUCCCACAUACGGCUCGUGGUUCCUUCAGCAGCAGAGGAAGCAGCAGAGGCUGGGAGGGGUGGGGGGUCCCGGAGGGAGCACUGGUAGGGUGCCGGGAGAGGGGCAGGAGCAGGUGGGUCGGACUGUGGCCGAGGUGGCGGGGGCAAUAGGUCUCCAACACCAGCACAAGCAGUUUCAGCACCAACUGCAGCUGCUGCACCAUCAGCAGCAGCAGCAGCAGCAGGGCCUCUGCAGGCCGCUGUUACCUCCACCGCCCCCACCUGCAGGCCAAUCACCUCUCCUUUUAGAUUCAACAGCCUUGCCUCCAGUUCCACUCUACAGACUGAGACGUUUCCCGUGUGGGAACAUCGGCUACGGAUACCAGGAUCACGGCCUGCCGUUGGACGCAGCCCACGGGAUCACCAACCCCCCUCCACCCCAGCAAGGUCUGCCUGUGCCAACCUCGGCAAACCAUCCGAGAGGGGCGACUAUUCCCAAUCAAAUGUCGUUGGGUCGGUCGGGCGUGUCUGAGGACAGCCGCCCACUGCUGGUUACCAUGGGAACAGUGCAGGACCCGAGGCUGCCCCGAAUGGAAGGCCACAACGCCACCGUGCUUUAGCCCAGACGCCUGUACGGCUGCGCUCACCAUCAGGACAUGAAGCAGUUUUUCCUCCAUCUUGGUUCACUCCUGUAGUUCCACCAGAACAGAUCUCUGAAACAGGCCUCACACACGCAGGACAACCUUUGAGGUACGAUAAAAACCCCGGCAGACCUUAAAGCACAUUAGGAGGGAAAAAAAUAAAAUAAAAAAAUUUUAAUCACAAGAAAACCGAUGAACCCUGUUUGACACUCCGCUUCGUCCAUCAGAACCUUCACUGUUCCUUCUUGGUGGGGUGGGCAUGGGGAAAAACUUGUAUUAGACUAUUUUUU